Molecule: messenger RNA, 1437 nt
Organism: Sapajus apella (tufted capuchin)
Lineage: Eukaryota; Metazoa; Chordata; Mammalia; Primates; Cebidae
Product: band 4.1-like protein 4B
Exons: 1
Cellular component (GO): cytoskeleton
Molecular function (GO): cytoskeletal protein binding
Source: RefSeq, a predicted model, not a curated record
AUGCUGCGGUUCCUGCGCCGGACCUUUGGCCGCCGCUCCAUGCAGCGCUACGCGCGGGGCGCGGCGGGGCGUGGGGCCGCCGGGCUGGGGGACGAGCGCGACGGGGGGCCGCGGGGGGGCCCGGCCGCCGCCUCCUCGGCGCUGCCCGCCGCUCCCGGGGGCAGCGUGUUCCCCGCGGGCGGCGGGCCCCUGCUUACGGGUGGCGCGGCCGUGCACAUCUCCGCCGCCGGCGCCGCCAAGGCCACCCUCUACUGCCGCGUCUUCCUGCUCGACGGGACCGAAGUGAGCGUGGACCUGCAGAAACAUGCCAAAGGCCAGGAUUUGUUUGAUCAGAUUGUGUACCACUUGGACCUUGUGGAAACAGAUUACUUUGGCCUCCAGUUCCUUGACUCUGCCCAGGUCGCGCACUGGCUGGAUCAUUCCAAACCCAUAAAAAAGCAGAUGAAAAUUGGACCUGCUUAUGCUUUGCACUUUCGAGUUAAAUACUAUUCUUCAGAACCAAACAACCUUCGUGAGGAGUUUACAAGGUACCUGUUUGUUUUACAACUCAGGCAUGACAUUCUUUCUGGAAAAUUGAAAUGCCCUUAUGAAACAGCUGUGGAGUUAGCUGCUCUCUGUCUACAAGUGGAGCUUGGGGAGUGUGAGCUUCCAGAGCACACACCGGAGCUCGUGUCUGAGUUUCGGUUCAUUCCAAAUCAGACAGAAGCGAUGGAAUUUGAUAUCUUCCAGAGAUGGAAAGAGUGCAGGGGAAAGAGCCCUGCCCAGGCGGAACUCUCCUAUCUGAAUAAAGCGAAGUGGCUGGAAAUGUAUGGGGUAGACAUGCACAUUGUCAGGGGAAGAGAUGGCUGUGAAUAUUCUCUUGGACUGACCCCGACAGGCAUAUUAAUCUUUGAUGGAGCUAACAAAAUAGGCUUAUUCUUUUGGCCUAAAAUUACCAAAAUGGAUUUUAAAAAGAGCAAAUUGACACUUGUGGUUGUCGAGGAUGAUGAUCAGGGACGUGAGCAAGAGCACACAUUUGUGUUCCGGUUAGACAGUGCCAGGACCUGCAAACACCUCUGGAAGUGUGCGGUUGAACACCACGCGUUCUUCCGACUGCGGACACCGGGAAACAGCAAAUCCAAUAGAUCCGACUUUAUCGGGCUGGGCUCUCGCUUCAGAUUCAGUGGGUGGACAGAAUAUCAAGCGACACAUGGCUCCAGGUUACGAAGAACCAGCACGUUUGAGAGGAAGCCUAGUAAACGUUAUCCAUCCCGGAGGCAUUCAACGUUCAAAGCAAGCAACCCGGUGACAGCAGCCCAACUCUGCUCUAAAACAAAUCCAGAAGUCCAUAAUUAUCAGCCUCAGUAUCAUCCUAAUAUCCACCCCAGUCAGCCCCGGUGGCAUCCUCACUCUCCAAAUGUCAGGCCAUCCUUUCAGGAUGACAGGUCGCAUUGGAAA